GUCGGACAGCUUUAGAGCUUGAACUCCAAAACAAGCCCUCUGAGGCUGGCCCAUCACAGCCAGUUGUUCUUUUCCUUUUCCUCUCCCUCUUUUUUUGGGAGUCUUUCUGUUUUUUCUGCCCUGCCUGCAGACAGUGUGUGUGAGUGGGUGUGUCUGCGGGCCAGUGCAGCCUAGUCGCUGCUUGUGCGCACUCUGAAAAGAGGAAAAAGUUGAUGAUGAGUUCAGUGUGAGAGCGGCCCGCCUCGGAGCAGGCUACCCGACCAGGAAUGGCAGUUUGGACCAGAGCAGACAAAAACGGUCAGCUGGACCUUCUCCUCCGGGACCGCUGGAUCAGAGUGACCGCCGAACUCACCCGAGAAACGCUGACUUUAACGGCCGAAGCGGAGGCAGGCGGACAGGGGGGCAACCACUGGGACUACAACAACUCUUCGGUGGGCCUGCGAAAUGGCAUGUCGAACGGAAACGACUCGGGACAGAGUCCGGGGAACCAUGGUUGCGGUCCGUCCUCGGGUCAAGACCAACACCAGAACCAGAACCAUGGGGGUAGGGGGCGUAGCGGCAGCCCGGCGCUCGGGGGUGUCAGUCGGGGUCAAUACGACGGCAACUACGGUGUAAAUAGCCCCGGGAAAUACCCGAAUAACGGCACAAACUCUGACUUUGGAAGCCCCGGAUCCAGCUACGGCAGUCCCGGGUCCAGUUUCGGGUCGAGACAAGGAGACAUGCCCGUCAGUGCGGACGGCCCUUCGGAAGCUGUGCGGAAAGUUCGGGUUGUCAAACAGGAGUCUGGCGGGCUGGGGAUCAGUAUUAAGGGGGGGCGCGAGAACCGGAUGCCCAUCCUCAUCUCCAAGAUCUUCCCGGGGCUCGCCGCUGACCAGAGCAGGGCUCUCCGGGUGGGAGACGCGAUUCUGUCCGUUAAUGGGAACGACCUCCGGGAGGCUACACACGACCUCGCGGUCCAGGCGCUUAAGAAGGCGGGGAAAGAAGUUACGCUGGAGGUGAAGUACAUCCGCGAGGUCUCUCCGCUCUUCAAGAAGCCGUCCCUGGUGGCCGAACUGCCGUGGGAUGGCGUCCGCCCGCAGUCGCCUAGCUACAGCGGCAGCGAGGACUCCGGCUCGCCCAAACACAGCUCCCCCCCCCCCAAAGACAGGAAGGUCAUCAGCCUGAAGAUGUGCUUCAUCAGCAGGAACCUCACCAUGCCAGACCUGGAGAACAGACUGCUGGAGCUGCACUCCCCAGACGGGCAGCACACGGUGGUCCUGCGCUGUAAGGACGGACCCUCGGCCAGCUCCUGGUUCACGGCGGUCCACACCAACAUCGCCGCUCUGCUGCCUCACACCCUGGCUCACAUCAACGCUUACCUGGGGGCCACGUCUGCGGCCUCCACACACCCCCACCUCAAACACAUCGGCUGGCUGGCUGAACAGGUUCAGCUGGAAGGUGGACGGCAGCAGUAUAAGCCCGUUGUCAUGGCGCUGACGGAGAAGGACAUCCUGCUGUUUCAGGCGGUGCCGUGGAGCAGAGAGUCCUGGUCCACGCCUCUGCUCACACACCCACUGCUGGCCACAAGGCUGGUUCACUCUGGCAGUGCUCGGGGGUCUCCUGCUCAGGGGUCAGACCUGGUGUUUGCCACCCGGACGGGCACAGGGCGGGGCAUCGAGUCCCACAUCUUCAGAGUGGAGACGCACUGGGACCUGUCGUCAUGGACGCGAGCCCUCGUGCAGGGGGCGCACGCCGCGGCUGAGCUCAUCAAAGAAGUCUCCAUCGGCUGCACCUUGAGCCGGCAGGAUGUGCGUCUGACGCUGCACUACGAGAAGGGCUUCACUGUGACCAGGGAGCAGGUGGACCCAGCAGGGGGGGCCGUGCUCUUCAGGUACCCCUACGAGAAGCUCCGGAUGUCCGCAGACGAUGGAAUACGCAACCUCUACCUGGACUUUGGAGGCCCAGAGGGAGAGAUGGUGUUUGACCUCCACUCAGGUCCCAAGCCGGUGGUAUUUGUCCUCCACUCCUUCCUGUCAGCGAAGCUCACUCGUAUGGGCCUCCUGACGUGAGACAGCAGCAGCGAGGAGACAGGAGACAGCAGCAGCGAGGAGACAGGAGACAGCAGCAGCGAGGAGACAGCAGCAGCGAGGAGACAGCAGCAGCGAGGAGACGCUCCGUAAAUGCUGAUACUUUUCUUUUAGUUUCUUUUUCCGACUCCUCCAUUCAGAGCUGAAGCUUUGGAGUGAGGGAGAUUAGACCACAAGUGUUGAUUGUCUCAGAAUUGUGCCUUCUGUUCAAACAUCUCCUCGGCCUCUGGAAUCAUUUGUUUUGCAGAUAAAAGGAAGUGGCACUUUGCUUGAAGUGAUGAGAGACAAAACAGGCUUUUGAAAAUCAUUCCACGUGAUGAUGCAUUCACUUUUAUUCCAAGCUACGACGCUGUGAUGUGCUCAUGAGAUUCCACUACCAGUGCACUUCAAGCAAAGUGUUAUUUAUAUGAAGGGAUGGACAUUUUGUUAGACAAUAAGCACAGAACCAAGCACAGCCUGGUGAAAGCUCCCUGUUUUACUCUCUGCCUUUCAUUCCACCACAGCCUUCCAAUGUUCAGGGCUCUAAUCUGUUAGUCUUUGUGAGUGUGAGACGCUGAUUUAGAGUCAGAAUGCAGUUAACUGAUCAGAGAGUGUGUGUGUGUGUGUGUGUGUGUGUGUGUGUGUGUGUGUGUGUGUGUGUGUGUGUGUGUG
Molecule: messenger RNA, 2717 nt
Organism: Trematomus bernacchii (emerald rockcod)
Lineage: Eukaryota; Metazoa; Chordata; Actinopteri; Perciformes; Nototheniidae
Gene: sntb2
Product: syntrophin, beta 2
Exons: 7
Coding region: 267-2048 (593 amino acids)
Cellular component (GO): synapse; dystrophin-associated glycoprotein complex; intracellular anatomical structure
Molecular function (GO): structural molecule activity; protein binding
Source: RefSeq, a predicted model, not a curated record